AUGAAUUCCACUGCUGAAGAAUCUAGACAUUCCAGAAGGCUCACCUUUACUCCAAAAGAAGAUAAGAAACUGAUGAAACUUGUUGCAAGUUGCGGUUCUUCAGUAAAUUGGAAGACAAUCUCAAUUGAAAUGGAUGGAAGAACUCCAAGACAAUGCAAAGAGAGAUAUAAUAAUUACUUGAGCCCAGAAAUUAAUAAGGCGCAGUGGACACCAAUAGAAGAUAAAGUUAUUAUGGAUGAACAUUUCAAGAGUGGAAAUUCUUGGCAAAAAAUUUCUGGAAUGCUAUCAGGUAGAACCGCUGGUUCAGUUCGUAACAGAUACUAUUAUCUCAUAAGAAGAAUGGGAAUUCCUGAAGCUAGUAUAGCAGUUAAGAACAUUGCAGACGAAUUGAAUAGAACUGAUGAUUUCAAAGAAUCGGAAUGCGAAGUAGGCUACAAAGGACCAAAAUUUAAUAUUUUAUCAGAUUCAAUAUUUGCUGAAGCAAAGUAG
This is a messenger RNA of Trichomonas vaginalis G3, 489 nucleotides long. RefSeq names its product RNA polymerase II transcription regulator recruiting protein. Gene Ontology annotation, molecular function: DNA-binding transcription factor activity, RNA polymerase II-specific; RNA polymerase II cis-regulatory region sequence-specific DNA binding. Bases 1 to 489 code for a protein of 162 amino acids. NCBI's taxonomy places the organism in Eukaryota, Parabasalia, Trichomonadida, Trichomonadidae. Gene Ontology annotation, cellular component: nucleus. The record is from RefSeq and is a predicted model, not a curated record. The transcript has a single exon. Gene Ontology annotation, biological process: regulation of DNA-templated transcription.